Messenger RNA from Pterocles gutturalis (yellow-throated sandgrouse), 2688 nucleotides. RefSeq names its product plexin-A1. The transcript has 17 exons. Gene Ontology annotation, biological process: regulation of cell shape; regulation of cell migration; negative regulation of cell adhesion. The annotation marks the transcript as partial. Gene Ontology annotation, cellular component: semaphorin receptor complex. The record is from RefSeq and is a predicted model, not a curated record. Gene Ontology annotation, molecular function: semaphorin receptor activity. NCBI's taxonomy places the organism in Eukaryota, Metazoa, Chordata, Aves, Pterocliformes, Pteroclidae.
UUCUGCCCCAGGAGAAGUGCCCGCGAGAUCCGGUGCAGGACCCCCCCUGGGCACGCCCCCGGUGGCUCCCCCAUCCUCAUCAACAUCAACCGGGCAGAGCUGAGCAACCCCGAGGUGAAGUACAACUACACAGAGGACCCCACCAUCCAGAAGAUCGAUCCCGAGUGGAGCAUCAACAGCGGUGGGACACUGCUGACUGUGACUGGCACCAACCUGGCCACCAUCAAAGAGCCCAGGAUCCGUGCCAAGUACUGCAGCUCUGAAAGGGAGAAUAACUGCACUGUGUACAACGACACCACCAUGGUGUGCUAUGCACCCUCCAUUGACAACCCCGAGCGCAGCCCGCCGGACGUCGGCGACCGCCCGGAUGAGAUCGGCUUUGUCAUGGAUAACGUCCAGGCCCUGCUCAUAGUCAACACCACCAACUUCGUCUACUACCCAGACCCUGUCUUUGAGCCGCUCAGCCCCACGGGGAUGCUGGAGUUAAAGCCCAGCUCUCCCCUCAUCCUCAAGGGCAGGAACUUGCUCCCGCCGGCCGCUGGUAACUCCCGCCUGAACUACACGGUGCUGAUCGGAGACACUCCCUGCACCCUCACCGUCUCCGAGACCCAGCUCCUCUGCGAGUCCCCCAACCUCACCGGCCAGCACAAAGUCACGAUUAAGGCUGGAGGGUUCGAGUUCUCCCCUGGGACGCUGCAGAUCUACUCGGACAGCCUGCUCACCCUGCCCGCCAUCAUCGGGAUCGGCGGCGGGGGUGGGCUGCUCCUCCUCAUCAUCAUCAUCGUCCUCAUCGCCUACAAGCGCAAGUCCCGGGAUGCCGACCGGACCCUGAAACGCCUCCAGCUGCAGAUGGACAACCUGGAGUCGCGGGUGGCCUUGGAGUGCAAAGAGGCCUUCGCUGAGCUGCAGACUGACAUCAAUGAGCUGACCAACGACCUGGACGGGGCUGGCAUCCCCUUUCUGGAUUACCGCACCUACGCCAUGCGGGUUCUGUUCCCGGGGAUAGAGGACCACCCUGUGCUGAAGGAGAUGGAGGUCCAGGCCAACGUGGAGAAGUCCUUGACCCUCUUUGGGCAGCUCCUGAACAAGAAGCACUUCUUGCUGACCUUCAUCCGCACUCUGGAGGCUCAGCGGAGCUUCUCCAUGCGAGACCGUGGCAAUGUGGCCUCGCUCAUCAUGACGGCGCUGCAGGGCGAGAUGGAGUAUGCCACGGGCGUCCUGAAGCAGCUCCUCUCCGACCUCAUCGAGAAGAACCUGGAGAGUAAGAACCACCCCAAGCUGCUCUUGCGGAGAACAGAGUCGGUGGCAGAGAAGAUGCUGACGAAUUGGUUCACAUUUCUGCUGUACAAGUUUCUGAAGGAGUGUGCCGGGGAACCGCUGUUCAUGCUCUACUGCGCCAUCAAGCAGCAGAUGGAGAAGGGCCCCAUCGAUGCCAUCACGGGAGAGGCUCGGUACUCCCUCAGUGAAGACAAGCUUAUCCGGCAGCAGAUCGACUACAAAAUGCUGACCCUCAACUGCGUGAACCCCGAGAAUGAGAACGCCCCGGAGAUCCCCGUCAAGGUCCUGAACUGUGACACCAUCACGCAGGUGAAGGAGAAGCUGCUGGACGCUGUCUACAAGGGGGUGCCCUAUUCCCAGCGCCCCAAAGCUGGAGACAUGGACCUGGAGUGGCGGCAGGGCAGAAUGGCCCGGAUCAUACUGCAGGACGAAGAUGUCACCACAAAGAUCGACAAUGACUGGAAGAGGCUGAACACCUUGGCCCACUACCAGGUGACGGAUGGCUCCUCGGUAGCGCUGGUGCCCAAGCAGAACUCAGCGUACAACAUCUCCAACUCCUCCACCUUCACCAAGUCCCUCAGCAGAUAUGAGAGCAUGCUGCGGACAGCCAGCAGCCCCGACAGCCUGCGCUCGCGGACCCCCAUGAUCACCCCUGACCUGGAGAGUGGCACCAAGCUCUGGCACCUGGUGAAAAACCACGACCACAUGGACCAGCGGGAGGGCGACCGGGGAAGCAAGAUGGUCUCCGAAAUCUACUUGACCCGCCUGUUAGCCACCAAGGGCACCCUGCAGAAAUUCGUGGACGACCUGUUUGAGACCAUCUUCAGCACAGCACAUCGUGGGAGCGCGCUGCCCCUCGCCAUCAAAUACAUGUUUGAUUUCCUGGAUGAACAAGCUGAUAAGCAUCAGAUCAAUGAUUACGAUGUCAGACACACCUGGAAGAGUAACUGUCUACCUCUACGUUUUUGGGUGAAUGUGAUUAAGAACCCCCAGUUUGUGUUCGACAUUCACAAGAACAGUAUUACUGAUGCCUGCCUAUCCGUGGUGGCUCAGACAUUCAUGGACUCCUGCUCAACUUCUGAGCACAAGCUAGGAAAAGACUCUCCCUCCAACAAACUACUGUACGCCAAGGACAUCCCCAACUACAAGAGCUGGGUAGAAAGAUAUUAUGCAGAUAUAGCUAAAAUGCCAGCCAUCAGUGACCAGGACAUGAGCGCGUAUCUGGCGGAGCAGUCGCGGUUACACCUCAGCCAGUUCAACAGUAUGAGCGCGCUGCACGAGAUCUACUCCUACAUCACCAAGUACAAGGAUGAGAUUUUGGCCGCGUUGGAGAAGGACGAGCAGGCGCGGCGACAGCGGCUGAGGAGUAAGCUGGAGCAGGUGAUCGACACAAUGGCCUUAAGCAGCUGA